AAUAGUUUUGAUUUUAAACUACACGUGUGCUCUUUAAGAUCCGAAAGCGUUAAGUGUUCCGAGAUUUGGAAAAGGAGUUUCACUGAGAGGCGAGUCUCCAGUGCCCUCUAUUGGCCCGUGAAGUUGGCUGCAGGUAGCGGGACCAUGAGUGAUAAGGAACUUCUUGAGCUGCCCAUGAGCCAGGGCAAAUUUGAGCAGAUCUGGGGGGACCUAGGAUUUGGUGAGCUGAUCAAGGAGCUGCCUCGUACAAACAGCGAUGCUUGGCUUACUGCUGCAUUGCCUGAUGGCCAUUUUACGGAUGGCUUUGACCUGGAUCUCCCGGAGAACACUGCUGCUGUUCCUGAUGUAGCCCCAGUUGUGGACAGCCUCCCCCCUCCUGCCACUGUAGUGCCAUCCACUACAGACUAUCCUGGGGAAUAUGACUUCCAGUUAUGCUUUAAUCAAUCCAGCACUGCAAAGUCAGCCACAUCUACAUAUUCUCAGUUGCUGAAUAAGCUGUAUUGUCAGCUUGCAAAAACGUGUCCUGUUGAUGUACUGGUGGGCAGAGAGCCACCUAAGGGUGCUAUGCUAAGAGCCACAGCAAUUUAUAAGAAAUCAGAGCAUGUUUCUGAGGUGGUAAUACGCUGUCCACACCACCAGAGCGUCGCUGAGAGCAACGAAGGUUUGUGUGCUUUAAAUACACCUUAAAUAUUCUCUCUCUCUCUCCCCCUCUUAC
This is a messenger RNA of Labeo rohita (rohu), 715 nucleotides long. RefSeq names its product cellular tumor antigen p53. The transcript is spliced from 5 exons. Gene Ontology annotation, molecular function: DNA-binding transcription factor activity, RNA polymerase II-specific; RNA polymerase II cis-regulatory region sequence-specific DNA binding. Gene Ontology annotation, cellular component: nucleus. Gene Ontology annotation, biological process: regulation of transcription by RNA polymerase II; apoptotic process. NCBI's taxonomy places the organism in Eukaryota, Metazoa, Chordata, Actinopteri, Cypriniformes, Cyprinidae. Bases 145 to 687 code for a protein of 180 amino acids. The record is from RefSeq and is a predicted model, not a curated record.